AGUUUCUUUAAUGAAAACCCCAGCAAGGGUUUCUGGUGUGGAAUGUCUUAUCCCCGAGCUCUCGGUAACCCACUGGCAAUUUUAGAAAAGCAAUCCGUCUCUUCAGGCAUUUCUGGUGCUGCAGAGGUAACACAUUUUGUUCGGAUCAGCUGUGGAGUUGAGGAAGUCAUCCUUAAGUUUUCUGUUUAAUUUUUUUGUGUGUGUGUGCCUUUGGAAAGAAUCUUUGCCCUUCUCAUCCUGGCUGGUUCCAGUCCAGAAUGGCUCUGUGCCUUAAGCAGGUUUUUAACAAAGACAAAACCUUUCGUCCCCGGAAGAAAUUUGAGCCAGGCACCCAGCGGUUUGAGCUGUACAAGAAAGCCCAGGCCUCACUCAAGUCAGGGCUAGACCUAAAGGCUGUAGUCCAGUUGCCUCCAGGGGAGAACAUUAACGACUGGAUAGCAGUGCACCUUGUGGACUUCUUCAACAGGAUAAAUCUCAUCUAUGGGACCAUGUCUGAGUUCUGUACUGAGAAGAGCUGCCCCAUCAUGUCAGGAGGGCUCAAGUAUGAGUACCGGUGGCAGGAUGACUACCGAUUUAAGAGGCCGACCAAGCUGUCAGCGCCCCAGUACAUGUGCAUGCUGAUGGACUGGAUUGAGACACUCAUUAACAAUGAGGAGAUCUUUCCUACGAGGAUAGGUGUUCCUUUCCCCAAGAACUUCCAGCAGGUCUGCACAAAGAUCCUGACCCGCCUCUUCAGGGUCUUUGUCCAUGUCUAUAUCCAUCAUUUUGACAGCAUCAUCUGCAUGGGUGCCGAAGCUCAUGUCAACACCUGCUACAAGCACUUUUACUACUUCAUCAGCGAGUUUAGUUUGGUUGACCAAAGGGAAUUAGAGCCUCUGAAGGAAAUGACGGAAAGGAUUUGCCAUUGAAGGCUUUUGGUCAGCAUUGCAGAAUUGUCAUUUACAUGGACAAACUUUUCUGAUGAAGGACUACAUGAUGUUCCAAUGGACUACUGCCAGGAAUGUGAGGAACUUCCUGUUCUAGGGGCUAAAUCUCAAAAUUAUUGAUACAUUUUGAAAUAGUUUGUAUGGUCUCCAUGAGCUUUAUUUUCCUGUCUCUCACCCCACCCCACCCCAGUGGCUGUAGGUAUAUAUACCCUUCUGUUUUCAUUUCAUCCUCCUGAGGCCUACCUCAGGCCAAUUGCCUCGUAUAUGAAAGAUGGACGGAAGAGGAAAUAACCUGAGAAUUUCUCCACAGAGGCCAGAAGAUAAAUGAUGAAAGUAAUCCUAACAGAAGGAUACCAUCACCCCUUUAGUCUGUCAAAGAACAAAAGAUCCACCAGUAACACUGCCUUAUACUGCAUGGGGGGAAAUGGUUGAUCGUCCCUGCACAGCUUCAGAAGAGUUGAAAGACAGCAGAAAGUGGCUUCAUCGGGAGAGAC
Elgaria multicarinata webbii is the source of this 1420-nucleotide messenger RNA. It is a transcript of the gene MOB3C, whose product is annotated as MOB kinase activator 3C. Gene Ontology annotation, cellular component: cytoplasm. The record is from RefSeq and is a predicted model, not a curated record. The coding region runs from base 258 to 908 and encodes 216 amino acids. Lineage: Eukaryota; Metazoa; Chordata; Lepidosauria; Squamata; Anguidae. The transcript is spliced from 4 exons.